AUUUUUAGAAAGCCUUUUUAUUUUAUUUUUAUUUUGAAAUAGGUUUACAAUUACAGAGAAGUUGCAAAAGUAAUACAGUUCUCUCCAGCUUUAAAGUGAACGCCUUACAUAACGAUAGUACAAUUAUAAAAGGUUUUUCUAUGUGAGUGGAGAAGACAGUUACUGCAAGUAGAAGUGACACAGCAUUUUUUAAGGAUGUCUGAAGAUGAAGAAAAAGUGAAAUUACGCCGUCUUGAACCAGCUAUACAGAAAUUCAUUAAGAUAGUAAUCCCAACAGACCUGGAGAGGCUAAGAAAGCACCAAAUAAAUAUUGAGAAGUAUCAAAGGUGCAGAAUCUGGGAUAAGUUGCAUGAAGAGCAUAUCAAUGCGGGACGUACAGUUCAGAGAGCAUGCACUAACAAUGGGGAGGGGCAGAGUAAAGAGGAGAGAAUGCAAACCUCCACUGAGUACGGAGUCCUGUAUGGAUCCCAAGACCUGGAUCAUGACCUAGCCGAAAUCAAGAGUCAGAUGUUUAACCAACUGAGCCACCUGCAACUCCGUUCCAAUAUCCGAGAAAUGGAGAAACUUUGUUUGAAAGUCCGAAAGGAUGACCUGGUACUUCUGAAGAGAAUGAUAGAUCCUGUUAAAGAAGAAGCAUCAGCAGCAACAGCAGAAUUUCUUCAACUCCAUCUGGAAUCUGUAGAAGAACUUAAGAAACAGUUUCAUGAUGAAGAAACUUUAUUACAGCCUUCUUUGACCAGAUCCAUGACUGUUGGUGGAACAUUUCACACUGCUGAGGCUGAAGCUGAUCCUCAGAAUAUGACUCAGGUAUAUGCGUUGCCUGAAAUUCCUCAAGACGAAAAUGCUGCAGAAUCAUGGGAAACCUUAGAAGCGGACUUAAUUGAACUUAGCCAACUGGUCACUGAUUUCUCUCUCCUAGUGAAUUCUCAGCAGGAGAAGAUUGACAGCAUUGAAGACCAUGUCAACAGAGCUGCUGUGAAUGUUGAAGAGGGAACCAAAAACUUGGGGAAGGCUGCAAAAUACAAGCUGGCAGCUCUGCCUGUGGCAGGUGCACUCAUCGGAGGAGUGGUAGGGGGUCCGAUUGGCCUCCUCGCAGGCUUCAAAGUGGCAGGAAUUGCAGCUGCACUUGGUGGUGGGGUGUUGGGCUUCACAGGUGGAAAAUUGAUACAAAGAAAGAAACAGAAAAUGAUGGAGAAGCUCACUUCCAGCUGUCCAGAUCUUCCCAGCCAAACUGACAAAAAAUGCAGUUAAAAACCAAACUUCAGCAUUAUUGGCGCCAAUGUGUCUAUCCUAAUGAGGACCUUUGCUGCUGUUGGACACUCAGUCAGCUUUUGGAACAUGAUUAUGUCAAGAUAGUGGCUAUAGAUGCUCAAAUGGGAUUGAACUGUGAUAAGCAGAUAUAUUUUGUUGUUUGCUGGAGUGUUAGAGAGAUGUUAGAGAUCGAGGAGCCUGGGCUGAGGGUGUGUAAUGUCAGGUAAAGUUUAAAGACUGCCAAGGACCAGAUUUUCUGCCUAGAAAUGUGAAAAAUGAAUUUUUAACUUUGAUAAGGACUCGAGAUGUGUGGACAUGAUGGUUUAUGGAAGGCUGGUGUAUUCCAUAACCCUACUUGGAGACCCUAAGACUAAGUAUAUUGAAAAUAUGCUUAUUGAUCUCUUAUAUAUAGGAGGUUAUUUAGGCCUGUUAACAAAGAAAAGAAUGGGGAGUUCAAGAGCCUUUCUUAUCAAAUAAGGAAAUCAGGAUCUAGUCAGGGGCACAGGUGAACCACAUAAUGGAGUCCAUUUGGUGAACCCUUUUAUAGUUUGGUCCACCUGUAUUUUCUGGUGAAGGACACUAAUAGUAAAAGAAAAUGGAAAGAGAGGUGCAGCUUCUCUUUGAGAUACCUUAAUUUGUGACACUGGCUUCUUUGAACUCUUCCUUCUAUCUUUUUAAAUAAAGAACACAGAAUCUCAAGUGAUAGGAGACUAUUAAGCCAGUCACUAAGCUUGGUCUGUCAGCCUGCCUCUUAACAACUCAAAAAUCUAGUGCCCUCUGCCUUCCCUCCCUUGUAAUUCUGCAAAGUUCUUUGACUUGUGGGGUGAAUUCUACCCAUGUGUAAUGAGGACUUUUCUCCUAAUCUGCUUUCUUGUAUUGUCUCCCAUAUCCAUUCAUCCUUUCCUAUAACCUCUAGGUAAAAGAAAGAAAGGAAAUCUCAAAUAUUUCCAACAUUGUUAGAGUUUGAGGUAAAAAAUAAGCAGGUAGCAGGGGGUACCAGAUCAUUUCUUGGGGCAUCUUACAAUUUUAAGAGACUGAUGUACCAGCCAUGCGGGGAAUCUCUGACCCUGUGUCUUUUCAGCUGGCCUUUUGGGGAGCUAAGAACUAGCUUUCUACCUCACUUCUGUUAACCACCAUCCUUUUCCCCAGGCUUUGCUGUCUCCUAUGCUUUACUUUUCCCAGCUGUUGUCUCUUCCUGGGAGUGGCGUUCCUGCUCACCUUUCCUCAUAUUCAAGAUGAUAGACAAAGCCUGGUGCCAAGAGUGAUCCUGAUGAAGGAUUUGUGGUGCUAAUUCCAAUACUUGACAUUGACAGCAAACAUGGCCCCGCCCAACCCAAAUAACAAAAAGGUUUUAAUUUUGUGAAAAAAUAAUUGAAAAUCACAGGUAGCCUCAUCCUGUACCCCCAGUUCAUUUGAAAUAGGAAGGAGCCACCUUUUGCCUUAAUCUUUACUGUUUUCUGAGAGUAGAGGAAUGGUCACCUGUACCACAAAAUGUGUGAGCUCAGGAGCCAAACAGAUUCCUCAGGUGGUUGAAUGCUUAUCAUUUCUCUCUUGUUGAGUUAUUCUUAAUAAUUUUUAUUGUUUGCUUGAUACUUUUCUUUGUCUAAUAUAGCCAGACUUACACUUUUUUUUUUUACUUUUACCAAUGAAUUCUAAUGAAGAGAAAGCAUCAUUUCUUACUGGCAUUAAAUAACUGGAAAAUAUCAAGUAUUGCUAUCUGAGAAUUGUAUCUUCAGUAUAGUACCAAGAAGGAAGUGCCUUGAAUAAGUGUCCAGUUCUGAUACGGUAUUUGAUACUGGAUACCUGUAAGGCUAGGAUAAUUACUUUGGAACUACACUUUUUAAAAUAUUUUCUGAUCUUUGCUGUCCCUUUAACACAGGGUAUUCAAACCAGAAUGGGGAUCAGAUUCAUCCAGGGUGCUUUUUUAAAACAAGAUUGCUAAACUUCAGUCCCAUAGAGUAACUCCAACGAUGGCCAGUCUGGCCUGGUCAGCUAAAACAAAGAAUUUAAGAUACAGUUUCAUCAAGAUUCAGCUGUAAUUAUUGAAUUCUGUAGUUUCUGAGUAUUCUUCCCUUCAACAUGGCCCAGUCUUCCUUGCUCCAUAUCAUUCCCUCUCUGCCAACCCACAAUUGGCUAUGCUUUUUAGCCCACCAUCCUUUUUUUUUUUUUAAAGGUUGAUUUAUUUAUUUUAGAGACAGCUUGAGAGGGAGGGGCAGAGCAAGAGGGAGAGAAUCUUAAGCAGACUCCAGACUGAGCGCAUGGAACUUGAUGCGGGGCUUGAUCUCACAACCCUGAGAUCAUGACCCGAGCUAAAACCAAGAGUUGGUUCCUUAACUGACUGUGCCACCCAGGUGCCCCUACCUUUAGCCCACCAUCUUAAUGGCCCUAGGGACUUAUUAUCCUGUCAGGCUAGUUUUACACUGGGAACUGGAGGAGAGAGGAGGCCUGUAACUGAAGUUUAUAUUUUGUUUGAGGAUCUCUCAUUUUUCAUCAGCCAGUUUGGGACACCACUCUAUGUGCUCAAAUAGGCCUUUUCAUUUUUAUUACUCAUCAGGAUUGGAAUAUUACCCUACCAGCCUUCAUGCUCAGGUAAAUUUUAGUUGUUUUAAAAAGUCUUAUAAUUUAAAACCAUUUAGAAAUUCUGUCUAAUUUCCCUGUAAUAGAAUCUAAAAGCUAACCUUUGGUAGAACUUUCUAGAAGUGUUUAAUCAACUAUAAUAAACUAUCAAGUGUUUAGAGGUAUGAACUAAUUAAUAUGACACAGAAACCAAUCUUAAACUGAAUUUAAUGCCCUAGGGUAUCCGAUUAAAUUCAUCUUCUCUGUGA
Molecule: messenger RNA, 4076 nt
Organism: Mustela lutreola (European mink)
Lineage: Eukaryota; Metazoa; Chordata; Mammalia; Carnivora; Mustelidae
Gene: STX17
Product: syntaxin 17
Exons: 9
Coding region: 196-1251 (351 amino acids)
Biological process (GO): exocytosis; vesicle fusion; intracellular protein transport
Cellular component (GO): SNARE complex; plasma membrane; endomembrane system
Molecular function (GO): SNAP receptor activity; SNARE binding
Source: RefSeq, a predicted model, not a curated record